Molecule: messenger RNA, 1332 nt
Organism: Microdochium trichocladiopsis
Lineage: Eukaryota; Fungi; Ascomycota; Sordariomycetes; Xylariales; Microdochiaceae
Product: HAD-like domain-containing protein
Exons: 1
Coding region: 238-1086 (282 amino acids)
Source: RefSeq, a predicted model, not a curated record
GAGACGGCUUUUUUAUCCUGCCCAAGCUUACAAGGCAGGACUCCUUCCAGCAUAAUUACAAGGUGUUGCGCGCAACAACGGUGCUCUGCGGUCAAACCACAUGCUCGCCACCUUUGACUCGUCGCUUGGGUGCAAAUCAUAGUUUGCCCGACCUCGUAUGCGCUUCUCGCUUCUCAUUGCCCGGCAGACCCGCAGUACUCAGCAACAAACAAACAACCGGCCGCGGCGGACAACACAAUGACGACGCCCGCAAGGAAGCAUAUCUUUCUCGACUUUGACGGCACAAUCACCACGGCCGACACAAUCGGCGCCCUGGCCCAGUUCGCGCUGGACACGCAGUCCGCACGCGGGAGCGACCUGUCAGCAGCAUGGGAGCAGGUCGUCAAGGCCUACAUGCAGGGCUUCAAGGCGUGCGUGGACAACCACCACACGCCCUCGCACCAGCGCACGACGGUCGGCCAGGAGGUCGAGUUCCUGCGGCAGAUGAAGGACUCGGAGGUGGAGUCGCUCGAGCGGAUCCGGGAGUGCGAGGUGUUCCGCGGGAUCGGCGCCGACGACUUCCGCAACGCGGGCCGGCGGCUCGUCGAGCAAGGCACGAUCCAGCUGAGGGAAGGGUUCCACGAGUACGUCAGCCGCCGGAUCGCCGAGGGAUGCAAAGUGUGGGUGCUCUCGGUGAACUGGUCGUCGGCGUUUAUCGAGGGCGCUUGCCAUCCAAGUGUGGUGUCUGUCAUUGCGAACAACGUCGGCAGCGACGGGAGCAUCGUCGGUCCUGAGCUAUUCCUUAGUCCGCGGAGCGCAGAUCACCGGACCCUGACCAACUCUGUGGACAAGCUUGAUGCCAUGCGGGCUGCGCUGCAGGGAGAAGGCUUUGGCCAGACGACAACGGUGUACAUGGGCGACUCGAUUACCGACAUGGAGUGCUUGCUUGCUGCGGACCAGGCCGUUAUCAUGUCCGACAAGGCUGACUCCACGCUUCUCCAGACGCUCCGGAGGAUUGGUACGGAUGUCAAGCACAUCGCCGAGGCUGACCCUGGUAGCAUCGCGUGGGCUUCAAGUUUCGACGACAUUGAGAAGCGCGUCUUGUAAGGGACGGCCCACUAUGGCAUCGCUUUGCCCCUGGCACACCAAAUGCUGGCAGUCCAACAGACAAGAGUACAGCAUCUACAUAGACAUCGAGUUUGUCGUAAUCGCGUCACCACAAUCACAUGUUCGGCAGAGCGAGAGCUUCAACAGAAUCAGCGCUUGUCGGGGGAGCACGUAUCACCGACAUGCUGACUGCUCUUCAAAAGAGCGGCAGUUUUCCUCUGUCAAUUAUGUCUUUCCAGCUCUGAA